UCUCCCCACUCUAAGGAGGAGGAGCAGCAGCAGCAGCCUGGGACCCAGACUAACAUAUAUAUAUAUCUAUAUAUAUAUCUCUCUGUGUCUCUGUAUAUCUAUCUAUAUAUAUGUUUGUGUUUGGCGUGAUGGUGUAAGGAAGGAAGCGAAGAUGGCCGGAGGAGGCGGCGGCGGCGGCGGCGGCGGCAAUGGGGGAGGCCUCGGCCGGAGUGUCGGGGGCUCCAGGCAGAGCAACUUUCUGGAGGCUUUGGAUAGAUCAAAUGCGAAGAGAGAUGGAGGUUUUAAAAAUAACUGGAGCUUUCACCAUUCAGAAGAAAGUGAAGGAGAUACAGAGAAAGAUGAAGCCAGUUUGCUGAGUGUAGAUGAGAGUGAUGGAACCUACAGUCCUGAUGGUGCAAAAAAAUCACUGCAUUAUCAUUCAAUUUUUGGUGCCAGAGCUGAUUCUUUAAGAACAUACGCUAGACGAAGCAAAACCGAGACUUCUAGAAUGUUAAAAGGAAACCCAGUCGGACUCAAUAUGUUGACAAACAGCAAAAGAAUAAGUGAAAAUAUUCAGAAUAUGUCUUGCUCCGGAACAGUAGGACAGACUAGACGUUGUCCUCAUGCCCAUGCACAAACACCUGUAGUAAAAACAGCAGCACAGAGCAAUCUGGAUCGAAAGGAAAGAAAAGAAUAUCCCCCUAACAUUCUGAAGAUAGACAGCGAAUGCAUUAGAUUGUCUCAGUCUCCAGAGAUGAAAAGUGUGACAGAAAAUAGGGAAGAGUCUGGAUCAGAGUCAGAUUCAGGAAUUACAAGGAAGGUACAACUGAAACGUCACUGCACUUUAUAUCCAUCUGGUUUGCUUCCAACUCCUGCUACAAAGAAAUGUGCAACCCACCUAGAGGGUUUGGAACAGAAAAGUUACUCCACAGUUUGCUUAUGUUCCGGGAAAACAAAUGAAAGCCAGACCAAAUGCAAUAUUUGUGACAAGUGUUGUAUUGAAGGCUUGCACAGACAGUCAGUUCAAAGCAUAACAUUAAGUGAUACAUUUCGAUCUUUAGCACGAGAGUCAAUACAUGAAAAUUCAGCAGGGCAGAAAUCCUUAAGUACAGGACUAAAUGCAAAAAAGUUUUAUGGAUCUUCUCCUGAGGCGGUUUCUGUUGAUUUCAUGGUGAGGCGCAAUGUAGGACCUACUAUGCUACGGCCAAAUGGAAAAAUUUGUUCCAAUAUUACAGGAAAUGUAAGACAGAGGAAUACAACAGCACCUGAACUAAAUGAUCCAAUUGUUUUGUCCAGUGAUGAUGAUGAAGAGAAUGAGAUUGGCAGAAAUAACCAAAUGGAGAGCAUAUCACCACGUCCAGCUGAUUCAGCCUGUUCAUCUCCUGCACCUUCCUCGGGAAAGGUGGAAGCAGCUUUGAAGGAGAAUACCUGUGAGCUGCAACAAAGGUUAACCAGCGUUACGGCAGAAACAGAAUCUGCAGUCAUAUUACCAAGAAAAGCAAGAAUGAAAGACCAGUUUGGCAAUGUUGUACCCAGUGCUCCAGUAAAACGUCGUAAAGUUAUUCCCCAAGAAAUUGCAACAGAGGUACCCUUAAAAUAUCAAAACACUUUUGAAAGUGUUAUCCUAAAUUGUCGAAGCAUAAGAAUAGGAACUCUGCGAAGAAUGGUCGUGGAGCCUGUAAUUUUUUGCCUAGACUAUAUCAAGAUCAAUUUGGAAGAAUCCGAAAAUGAUACUAGGGAGAUUCAAUUAAAAACCUCUGAACUUACAAAAUGCGAAUGGUGUGGUGUACGCAAGUUACCAGUAGUUUUCCUGCAAACUAUACCUGCAGCCUGCCAAACCCUGAGAUCCCAUCUUAAGAUGAACAAAGAGAAAGAUAAUGUCUGGUAUGAUUGUAAAGGAGCAAAUCCAGAAGAACAAUACAUCAUUUUAAUAUUUGAGACAGGCCUGGAUCAUCAUGCAAAUUCAAUAUUUGAAAAAAUAAUCUCUGAUAUUGGGAUCAGGAACAAUAUUACUAAUUUUUUUGUAAAAAUUACUUUUGAAGAAGCAAACAGUAGGCUUGUGGCCUUCACAAAAUCCUUUGAAGACACUUCCAGAGGAGGCAUCAGUCAAAAAGAAGGCAAAACAAAACAUUUGCGAAAUACAUUGCAGUUCCAGUUUUUUGAUGAUGAUGAAAGCGGGGAGCCCCAAACAGUCUUCAUUGGUCCCAUAGAAAAGUUGAUCGUUUAUCCUCCUCCUCCGGCAAAGGGUGGUAUUUCUGUGACUAAUGAAGAUCUCCAUUGUUUAAAUGAAGGGGAAUUUUUAAACGAUGUAAUCAUUGAUUUUUAUUUAAAGUAUCUAGUUCUUGAAAAAUUGAAACAAGAAGAUGCUGAUAGGAUUCAUGUAUUCAGUUCUUUUUUCUAUAAACGCCUUAAUCAAAGAGAGAGGAGAAACCCUCAAGAAACUUCAACCCUUACAAUCCAGCAGAAACGGCACGGUCGAGUGAAAACAUGGACCCGACAUGUUGAUAUCUUUGAAAAAGAUUUUAUUUUUGUCCCCCUUAAUGAAGCGGCACAUUGGUUUUUGGCUGUCAUCUGUUUUCCAGGUUUACAGAAACCAAUAUAUGAGGCCAAUCCAUGCUACCAGGAAAAUGCAUCUGCACAGGUUAAAUCUUCCUCCUUAGAUCAAGAUGGAAGCAUUUCAUCUCCUUUACCUAGUGAUUCAGAUCUGUUACACCAGUCCUCACCUGCAGCAGUAACAAAGAAAGUGCUGAGCAAGAAGCAUAUCGCAGUUUUAACUGACCCAAGUACAGAAGCUGAGGAAAGUGAGUCACUGUAUUGCAAAAGAAAUUCUUCUUUGAAAGGUGGUUUUAAAAAACUAAAUCAGUUACACAACACAACAGAAGAAUCGAGAACUAUGGAACCUGUAUGUCAUAAACAGGACUAUAGGACUUCAGAGAAAAAUGGCGUACAGUGUGAACAUAAAACUCAUGUCCAUGCUACUGAUGGUCUACAGAAAAUCAAGCUAAACUAUAGUGAAGACUCAGCUGACAGCAGUAAAAUAAAUGAAGAUGAGCUCAUAGAUUUUUCUGAAGAUCAAGAUAACCAGGACAAUAGCAGUGGUGAUGAUGACGACGACGACUUUGCAGAUGAUAAUUGUAAUUCAGAAUUAGGACAGUGGCAUCUGAAGCCCACUAUAUGUAAACAACCUUGUAUUCUUCUCAUGGAUUCACUGAGAGGCCCAUCCCGAUCAAAUGUCGUCAGAACAUUAAGAGAAUACUUGCAAGUGGAGUGGGAAGUAAGGAAAGGUAGCAAAAGAAGUUUUUCCAAAGAAGUCAUGAAAGGCUCAAACCCUAAAGUGCCCCAGCAGAACAACUUCAGUGAUUGCGGAGUUUAUGUGCUACAGUAUGUGGAAAGCUUUUUUGAGACACCCAUUAUAAAUUUUGAAUUACCAAUGAAUUUAACAAACUGGUUUCCCCGCCCAAGAAUGAAAACAAAAAGAGAAGAAAUAAGGAACAUAAUCCUGAAACUACAGGAACAGCAGAACAGAGAGAAAAAGGGACAGAAGGACAUUAAUUUGACAGAAAAAUCUGUUGAGGAAGGAACAGAACAAUUUAUCAGCAGCUGUUCAGACUGAUAUUUUGAUGUUGCAUGUGGUUCAUACACUUUACAGAAAACAACCUGAGAUUUACCAUGCCUUCUCUACCCAAACUACAGACUUGGAGUAUUAUCAGUUCAGACUUGCUGUUGAUGCUUACAAACGUGUGUCAUUAAUUCUACAGUCUGCCCUCAAUGUAUUAACUAGACAAAUCUGUACAUAUGUUAAUUAGGCCAACUUUUUUCAACAUUUGUAAUUAAGUUUUUCACUACUUAGAAAACCUUUGUUGUGUAUUUCUGUUCAUAGAAUCUAAUAGCAAGUUCUAGACACAAAGCAAAUAAAGAGAAUAUUUAUAGGAUGAAUUGGUUAACUUUUUCUGUAUUAAGUAAAGUUGUCAUUGAACAUUUCCCAGUAAGAGUUCUAUAAUGCAUGGGGAAUCCUUAUGUAGCAAGUAAUCAAACCCAUAGUUUGAUUUACAGUUACCAUUACAAGACGUUCUGCUUCAGCUAUGUACAACAAUGUAAAAAAUAUGUCUAAAUGCAUUGUGUUUCCAAGGCAAGUGGUUUGCAUUUAAAAUCCAAGUGCAGGCAAUGUAAUCUUUGGUAGGGAACGCUUCCAAUACUAAAAGAUAGAACUUCACAAGUGCUUGGGAUAAUGCUGCUUUCUGACCACACGUCUUACCCAAGCAGUGUUUUAACACAGUCUCAAAUACAGUCGGCUUAAGUAAUACUGUUGGAUCCUUUUUUGUGGUUCCUGAAUGUUGUUCAACUGUAUUUUGACAAUUCUUUCAUUAUAAAAUUGUAUUUUUGGUAAGUGUGCUUAAAAUAGCAGCAAAUUGCCCGCAUUACAUUUUCUGUGUCAAAAUUCUGAAUGUUACAUUCAUAUGUGCUUUAUCUGAUGAACAUUUUUUAAAAAUGUAUAAGUACUAUAUUUUGUAAUGCCUGGAAAACCAAAAUAUUGUUGGAUUUCAUUGCUUGCUUGCUUCUUAAUUUUAAGUAGAACCGUCUAAUAUGACUCAAUCAUGUUGGCAGAUUUACACAGUGUGCUUUGAUUUUUUAAAUUAUGUAAGACAUACAGCCUUAUGAUACCAGCCACUCUAAAAUUCCAAAGAAGGCAACUACCUUUCUUAACUUUGAAAGAAACUAUCAGAAGCUAUUGUAUUCAAAAAGAUGGGAUAGAAACUCCUUUGAAAACACAUUUGUGUAUGUAACAAUGCCUUUCUUGAAAAGAGACCUUUGUGUUCUGCUGUGGGGAAGGAUAGAAUCUGUGAGGUGGAGGACUAGAUGAAUUAUGGACUUCCUAUCUACUUCCUGUUUACAAGAGUAGUUUGUAUAGAAUCAUACAUCUUUGCACCAAUGUUUGGUUCUUAGGCUGGUCUCACCUGCUCAGUAAUCAUAUCAGAUAUGGACAGCUAGCUCUCAAAUUGCUUUCCAAAAGUAUCCUAAAGACCAAAGCCUAAAGAAAGCAGGCUGUACCAUUUGGGGCUGUAGUCUUAUCACAGAGACAUAAUUGGAAGUGUUAGACAAAGAGCAAAGAAUCUUCAUGACACUGUCAGUAUUACUUAGAAGAAAUCCAUGGACAGUAGUCCCAACCAGAGUAGACUGGAGCAAUUACUGAGUGGUACAAGGGCCCUUCCUAUCCGUGGGGGUUUGGUUCUAACCCCCACAUUGUGCAUAGGAAAAAAUGUGUGAGCUCAAGCCCACGUUAGUCAGUGGGUGGUGACAUGCCAGCAAGCCCAUUGUACAUGCCUCCAUUAGCUAAUAUGGGACAGGCCAAUCCAUGGGAGCACCGGUCUGCCUUUGGCUAGCCUGCUGAUACGAUGGGUUCACUAUAAUUCUACACUUUUCUAGAUCCCAUUGAACCAGUAGGUCUACUCUGGUUGAGACAAGCAUUUGGAUUCAGUCCAUUAGCUGCUCACUGGAUGCUCACUUUAAGAAGCUACCUGGGACUGAAGCCUGGUGGGUUUUCCCCAUAUGUUUGUUUUGUUAGAGCAGGUGUUCUGGCAUUCCUCGCCAUUAGACUGUGCUAUCUGAGGCUUGCUAGGAUUUGAAUCAAACAGUAUCUGUAGUACCAUGUGACUCACACUCCUUUGGCAUUGCCAGUGUUACUCAGAUGAAAACCAUCAACACCAGUUUUUCCUUCGAAUUCAGAUGGUAGUUCUUUUUUAGAAAGGAAUAACCUCAUUGAUGUUAAAUUAUCCAACGUAUAUGCCUAAAUUGUCUGACAGUGACUAGGAAUUGAAACAAAGGAAGCUUAACUAUCAGACAAUUCAGGUAUAUACUCUGGAUAUACCUGAAUUGUCUGACAAAUACUAGGAAUUGAAACAAAAUAAACUUAAGGUGUUGGUAAGAAAUGUAUACAUUGGUUCAUUUUGCACCUUUAAAAAAUAGUACUACUUGAAUACAUUAUUUAGAGCAGUUAUCUAGGUAAAACAUACUUUCCCUUGCAAGGUUGUUUGUUGCAAUAUCUUGAUUUGGUUGAAAUAAGAAUUUUGUUUUUACAUUUUAAAAAACAGGUUGUGGUGUAUCUUAGUUUCUGUUUAUUUGAUUCUAUUCCUGAAAAUGGCCUGGAGCUUAAAUUCAUUUUCAAGAUGUGAAGAAUGCAAUGUUUCUCUCUUAAUCUUAUGGAAAAGGAUCAGUCGUGCAGCAAGCUGAUACACAUGUUGAUAUAGAUCUAUUUUUUUAAUAAAAUGAUGGAAAACAAG
Molecule: messenger RNA, 6257 nt
Organism: Sceloporus undulatus (fence lizard)
Lineage: Eukaryota; Metazoa; Chordata; Lepidosauria; Squamata; Phrynosomatidae
Gene: SENP6
Product: SUMO specific peptidase 6
Exons: 24
Coding region: 152-3592 (1146 amino acids)
Biological process (GO): protein desumoylation; regulation of spindle assembly; regulation of kinetochore assembly
Cellular component (GO): nucleus; cytoplasm
Molecular function (GO): SUMO-specific endopeptidase activity
Source: RefSeq, a predicted model, not a curated record